GACAUUUUACCACGAGCACAAGGAGUUCCCUACCACUCGGAACAAGAAGUCUCUUCAGGGUAGGUGGACAUUCGUCAACGGCAUGGUGCAGCGAUUCUACGGGCACUAUGCUAAAGCCCUUCGUACUAGGCGGAGUGGGAUGACGGAGGCCGACACGAUUGCAGCUGCAUGUCAGAUGUUCCAGGCAGCGGAGAAAAGGGAGUUCACACUGAUGCCAUGCUGGGCCGAGUUACGCCACCAUCCGAAAUGGCAAUCAGAGUCUUCUCGCAAGAAGCAGAGGACUGCGCCAUCAACACAGGAGGGAGAGACCUCCCCCGGCUGCAUCGAUGGUGACGGUGCGACGCCGGCGCAUACCAGCGGGAGCAGCCGGCAGAAGCGGCCAGCAGGCCGAAACAAGGCAAGGGACCUCGCUCGCGGUUCGGCUUCAUCAACAUCGGUCACAAAACCAGUGCUUGAGAUGUUCGACAGGCAACUUGCGGUAAAAGAGAAAGUUGAGAAGGAACGCGCCGAUCGCUUUGCAGAGCUGUUGAGGAUUGAGGAGCACAGGUUGCGCCUGGAGGAGGAGCGUGUCCAACUGGAAAAGGUGAAGGAGGAGAGACAAAAAAUCAGGGAGGAGAGGGAGAUCAUGAGCAUGGACAUUUCGCAAAUGGACGAGGACCAGCAGGCAUAUUACAAGAGCCUUCGCCGAAGCAUCAUCGCAGCUCGCCGAGCUGAAUCUGCCCCCUGAGUUUUGGUGCUUUACUUUUCAUGCAAACAGACUUUUACUUUUCAUGCAAACAGACUUUUACUUGUUAAGCAAACAUGAUUUUCAGUUUUGUCUGUUGAGUACUAUGUAGUACCUACAAUUUGUAUUAAUUGCCUGUUUAAUCAUAUUUUGGACCGAACUAUUACAUUGUGGCCGAUUGUUCAGUGCUAUGAAGUUUGCUGGCCGAUUGCAUAUUUUCGACCGAACUAUUACAUUGUGGACCGAACUAAUACAUUGUGGUCUCAUUUGCAACGUGCAUGAGUGCGAUACGAGAUUACAUUUUUGUUAACACGAUGUAAUGCGAUACGAGAUUACAUUUUUAUUAACACGAUGUAAUGUGAGACGAGA
Molecule: messenger RNA, 1093 nt
Organism: Phragmites australis (common reed)
Lineage: Eukaryota; Viridiplantae; Streptophyta; Magnoliopsida; Poales; Poaceae
Exons: 2
Coding region: 83-727 (214 amino acids)
Source: RefSeq, a predicted model, not a curated record